Perkinsus marinus ATCC 50983 is the source of this 1371-nucleotide messenger RNA. Its product is annotated as RuvB DNA helicase, putative. Gene Ontology annotation, cellular component: R2TP complex; Ino80 complex; Swr1 complex. The record is from RefSeq and is a predicted model, not a curated record. Bases 1 to 1371 code for a protein of 456 amino acids. The transcript is spliced from 10 exons. Gene Ontology annotation, biological process: chromatin remodeling; box C/D snoRNP assembly; regulation of transcription by RNA polymerase II. NCBI's taxonomy places the organism in Eukaryota, Perkinsozoa, Perkinsida, Perkinsidae. Gene Ontology annotation, molecular function: ATP binding; ATP hydrolysis activity; DNA helicase activity.
AUGAAGAUUGAAGAAGUUCAGUCGACCGUGCACUCUACUCGUAUUGCGAGUCAUUCUCAUAUCAAGGGCCUCGGUCUGAAGCCAGAUGGAACAGCGGAGCCUAUCGCGAAUGGGUUGGUGGGCCAGGAGAAGGCAAGGGAGGCGGCUGGGGUAGUGGUGGAUUUGAUCAAGAGUAGGAAGAUGGCUGGUAGGGCUCUAUUGAUGGCAGGAGCACCGGGUACUGGCAAGACCGCCAUUGCGUUGGCUAUUGCUCAUGAGUUGGGGCCUAAGGUGCCCUUCUGCCCUAUGGUGGGUAGUGAGGUGUACAGCUCUGAAGUGAAGAAGACAGAGAUCCUUAUGGAGAACUGUAGGAAGGCUAUUGGCAUUAGAAUCAAGGAAACCAAGGAGGUGUAUGAGGGAGAGGUCACUGAACUCACCCCUGAGGAAAAGCCCGACCCUUUGGGAGGCUACGGCAAAGUCGUGUCAUCUGUCCAGUUGGGGUUGAAGACUAAUAAGGGCUCGAAGACUCUCAAGUUGGCGCCUUCCAUCCACGAGCAGCUCACCAAGGAGAAGGUAUCUGUGGGGGAUGUUAUUUAUAUAGAAGCUAAUUCUGGUGCGGUGAAGAGGGUGGGAAGGAGCGAUCGCUAUGCAACUGAAUUCGAUCUGGAGGCCGAAGAAUAUGUACCGGUUCCCAAAGGGGAUGUUCACAAAAAGAAGGAGGUAGUCCAGGAUGUUACUUUGCACGACUUGGACAUGGCCAAUGCGAGGCCGCAAGGGGGAAAUGAUAUCGCCUCUGUGAUGGGACAGUUCUUCCGUCAGAGGAAGACUGAGGUUACUGAUAAACUGAGAGCUGAGAUUAAUAAGGUGGUGAACCGAUACAUUGAUCAAGGCAUUGCGGAGUUGGUCCCAGGCGUGCUCUUUGUUGAUGAGGUACACAUGCUGGACAUUGAGUGUUUCACGUAUCUAAACCGUGUCCUGGAGUCGCCUCUAUCUCCUAUUAUUGUAUUCGCUACGAAUAGAGGUAUAUGCACUAUAAGGGGUACCGAGAUUGUAUCGCCUCAUGGCAUGCCUAUUGACCUUCUGGACCGGCUGGUCAUCAUUCGGACUCUCCCUUACUCGGUGGAUGAGAUCGUUCAAAUCGUCGCUAUCAGGGCUCAGACGGAAGGCCUGAGUGUAGCUGAGGACGCUAUGGAGCUCCUUGGGAAAGUCGGCCAUGCUACGAGUCUAAGGUAUUGCCUACAGCUGUUGGCUCCUGCAGCGGUGGUGGCAGGAACAUAUGGUAGGGAGAAUAGGGUAGAGAAGAGCGACAUAGAGGAGAUCGAUGGGCUGUUCUUUGAUGCGAAGAGUAGUGCUAGGCUACUGAUCGAGCACAAGGAUAAGUACAUAUCAUAA